This is a messenger RNA of Anopheles nili, 777 nucleotides long. RefSeq lists its product as uncharacterized. Lineage: Eukaryota; Metazoa; Arthropoda; Insecta; Diptera; Culicidae. The record is from RefSeq and is a predicted model, not a curated record. The transcript has 2 exons. Bases 1 to 777 code for a protein of 258 amino acids.
AUGUGUAGUUCCACGAAGGCUUUCUGCGGUGCGGUUCUGGUGGUGCUGGCGAUGUUUGGCCCAUUGGCCGAUGCGGCCAUCGCUGGCAAUGGCGGUGGGUCGGUGUUUUCCGCCUCUUCGAAGAAGGUGUGUGACCAGCGGUACAGCGUGAACUGCCUUAAGCUGGAGUUGGUUUCGUUCCUCGAGCGUGUCACAAACCAGCCAGAGUAUGACCUGAUGGCGGGUGUCAGCGUGGUUCGUGAUCCUGGUGCGAACAUCACUCGUACGGCGGAUAUCGUCGCUGAGGUGACGCGCAUUUUCCCGACCAACCCUGAGCGCCGGUUGGACGAAUUUCUGCUGGCCAAAUUGAACGACUAUCUGCAGACGCACUCACUCCGGCUGAAGCUUGUUGAUGGAGACGCUUUUGCGAAAGCACGUGAGGUGUUUGCUGGCCGAAAGGGCAAGCUGGGAAAGAAGGGUGGACUCGAGACGCUCAUCGCUGGAGCCAUGAUGAUGAAGGGUACACUAGCGGCAGUUGGAUUGGGUGCAUUGGCGUUGAUCGCGGGUAAGGCGUUGAUGACGGGUCUGUUGGCGUUGAUGUUGGCGGCCAUCGUUGGACUGAAGUCACUGGCUGGUGGUGGCGGUGGUGGCCACAAGUCGACUACGUACGAAAUUGUCGCCAAACCGAUGUAUUCGCAUUCGCACUCCGAACACGAUGAAGUUGGACAUGGCCACACGGGUUACGGUGGAUACGGUCGAGCGUACGAUCUGGCUUACUCGGCCCAAAAGCCCCACUGA